This is a messenger RNA of Corylus avellana, 3129 nucleotides long. Its product is annotated as WAT1-related protein At3g28050. Gene Ontology annotation, molecular function: transmembrane transporter activity. Gene Ontology annotation, cellular component: membrane. NCBI's taxonomy places the organism in Eukaryota, Viridiplantae, Streptophyta, Magnoliopsida, Fagales, Betulaceae. The record is from RefSeq and is a predicted model, not a curated record.
GAAAAGGAGGCGAGAUGAUUGCGAAAAGUAGCCAAAUUCUCUUCUACUGUGAUUCGUUGGCGCUGGCGCUGGGUGGCUUUUGGACUUUGGAACUCUGACUCACACUCUGAACCUUUCGCAGUCACACAAACAGAGAGAGAAGAGAGCGGGGAUGGGGAGUGUUGCGCUUCCAUUUGUGGGCAUGAUGAUGGCACAGUGUGCACAGGUUGGGCUUAUGAUAGUGGGCAAAGAAGCCAUGACAAGGGGAAUGAGCAACCUGGUCUUCAUCUUCUACUCCAACGCCUUUGCCUCCCUCAUCCUCCUCCCCACUUCCUUUCUCUUCCACAGAUCAACAGAGCGCCCUCCGCUCUCUUUCUCCAUUCUCUCUGGAUUCUUCGUGCUCGGCCUACUUGGUUUUGUUGUGCAGAUUCUAGGGUAUCUUGGGAUUUUGUACAGCUCGCCUACGCUUGGAACGGCCAUGCUCAACCUUAUCCCGGGUUUUACCUUUAUCCUGGCCGUUAUUUUUGGGAUGGAGAAACUAGAUUGGAAAAGCUCCAGUAGCCUAGCUAAAUCCAUGGGAACCAUGGUGUCAAUUGCAGGGGCAUUGAUUGUGACUUUAUACAAGGGUCUUCCACUUUUAAUGCCACCGUCACCUACAAACUCAUCUCAUCAACUUUUCGGGCAAAUGUCGAACUGGGUCAUUGGAGGAUUGCUCCUUGCAGUUAAUUCUGUUCUGAGUUCAGCAUGGCUUUUUGUGCAGGCACUGAUGCUGAAGAAAUACCCAGCAGAGCUUGUUGUAGUCUUUUACUACUGCUUCUUUGUGGCCAUUCAAUCUGCAGUGGUCUGUUUGGUAGUGGAAAGAGAUUUAAGUUCUUGGAGCUUACAAUCUAAUGAGAGGUUGAUUGCUGUUCUAUAUUCGGCAGUGUUUGGUUCUGCAUUCCAAGUUGGCAUUUCAGCAUGGUGCCUGCACAAGACAGGGCCUGUUUUUGUUUCUAUGUUCAAGCCUCUGGGGAUCGUUAUUUCAGUUGUUGUGGGUGUGAUCUUAUUGAGAGAUACUUUCUAUCUUGGAAGUUUGAUUGGAGCAAUUGUGAUUAUCAUUGGAUUUUAUUCAGUCAUGUGGGGAAAAGCCAAAGAAAAGAAGAUGGGUGAGAAAGCUGGGGUAAGGAGCUUGGAGUCAAGCGGAGAAAAGGUCCCCCUCUUGCAAAACAGUACUGAAGAAAUGUAGACGCUUUGUACAUCAAAUAAAAGCAAAAGGUCUCUCUUGCCAACCAAAAUGGGUUAGGUUCACUGGAGUUUACGUCGCCCUUAGUUAUGCAGGAAACCCUGGGGCCUAUGAACAGCCACCUUUUUGACAGUUUAAUACCAGAAAACUUAAAACUGCUUUCAACCAUCAACUAUGGAGGAGUGAUAACUGUGGUUCGAUUUAGAUGACCGGCAUGUUGCUUCUAUUUCUGAUACAAGAUAAUAAUUCUAAAUACAGUCAGAUGCAAAUAUAUGGUUUAAAUGCACAUAGCUGCAUACUUAAAGUGUAGAAGUGCAUCUCUGGGGAAGCAUAUUGUUGCCCCUUGCAACCACUACAAGCCAAUGCUUCAUUUAUUUAUUUAAUUUAACUUCAAAUAGUGGCCUAGAGACAAUAUGUCUCGCAUUAUCCGGCUUCUCUGUGAAUGAGGAGGCCACUUAAAUACUUGACUUUUAUCUUUUCAAACUACUGAAAUUUAGACCAAAAAAGGAAAAAGAAAAGACCUACUGAUAUUUUUUAUGGUAUAAUUAGUCGUAUUCUACUAAUUAUUUUUCCCAUGUCAAUGCAUUGAUGAAAAAUUCUGAUUUAGACCCCAAGUUGUUAAACACAAGAUUACCAAACCAAUUGUUAAGCCAAUUACUACAGUUAUCAAUACUAAAAUCACAAGAAGCUUAAAAGAAAAACAACAGAAAGAUUUCAGUAAUGAAGUUGAAAUUUUUCGUAGAAUUCUUCAAAAGUAAAACCAGUCUAAGGCCCAGCCGAUCCCAAAGGCAUCCACUGUAGAAGACUCGUGUUAUAAAUUGUACAUACAAAACUUUUCUAACUUCAAAGACUCAAUAUGUAACCCCCUAAAAUGACAUAUUCACCUUCCACUAUAGUGGCUUUAGAAUCUCAGUCUUCUUCUACAUGAAUUAAUAUCCUUCAUGAACGAACCUUGUCUACUUCAAUCCAGAACUUUUGUGGUUUUUAGGCUAUAAGGUUUAAAACAGUCUGCCACAAUCUCAUUCGAACACAAGCUAGAGUUUCACAAUUUUCAUGUAGCGGUAUUUGAAUGGGGUGCGAUCAAGUCUCUUGGAUCUGACUUGAUGCACAUUCCGAUCGAACGUUGUGCCUUGACUGCGAUCACCAUUGCGUUUGGGGCAUUUUGUGAGUCUUCUAACUUAGCCUCAUUCGAACUAGAUGCGAUCGCUAGUGCGACUAGCGAUCAAGCCUUUUUGGAACUUGAAAAUGAAUGUCUUGAAAUCUUGGUUCAAACGGCUUGCGAUCAUGAUUGCGAUCGAGGUAUUUUGGAACUUGUGCUUGAAGUGCCUUUCAUGUUCUCGUUCGAACGCCUUUCGAAUGGGCUUGCAAUAGAGCUCUUAUGAUCUACAAUUUCAACCAAUUUUUGAAUCUCAUCUUAAGAUUGACUUAUACUGUAAACCUAAACUUACACCACAAGAAGUUUUGACAUUGAAUUUGCCAACAACCUAACACGAUGCUUAGCUUUUAUUUUUUUAAUGAGUUCCCUAAAGUCAUUACAUUGAUGUUUUGUUUGAUAGUUUGUGUAAAAUAUUAUAUAAGAUCUAUUAUUAUUUCCAUAAAUAUCGUUUAGCCCAAACCUGAAGGGAGGAAGAAGUCUAUAUAUGGAACCUAUGUAAUGGCCAGUAACAGUUUGUUUUCAAUGCAAUGUGGGGUCAAAUACAUGGGAGGCACGACUGUAGACCUCAGCAUCAUGAUCUGAAAGUUGAGUUUGUAGAGUCAAAACCAUUUCUAUUUCCACAUCUUAUGAUAACUGCUACUCACCUUACAAUGCCAACGGUUGAUGUGCUUGCUUCUUCUUCCCAUUUAGAAAUUAUCUGGAAACAUGUAAAACCACGUGAGAAUUACAUGCAUUUUAGACACUUCAAUUUAAUAGACAGAGGCCUUAUCUA